GGACGAUUCGCUCGAUCGGAAGCCACGAAUAGGUCAUCGCACGGAAGUCGGUCCGUUCCGUUGGUAGUCGCGCUCGAGAUAGGUCGAUUCAAUCGCAGACGUUUUCGUACGCGCUCGCCUUCCACUCAUACUCGAUUUAACAUUCCAAGGGCCGUCUCUCUGCGACACUGCUCUCUGGUAAGUGAGACCGCCUGCUGCUCGGCAAGUUCCCUUGCGUUUAAAGUCUACGAGACCUCACAGUACCAUAGCAAACGUCAUCAUGUACGCCUGCAGCCGAUUCAUCGCGCCCGUCGCCAAAUCCACCUUGGUCUCCGGCACCAAGACUUAUCUACGGCCACUGAGCAGUGCCGUGAUCAGCCACAGCCAGUACUUACAGCAGAAUCAAAUUCAGACACCCGUCAGUUUAUCACCAAUUGUACGUAGCUUCCAAACUUCGACAGUCAGUCGUGACAUAGAUUCCGCUGCGAAAUUUAUUGGUGCUGGUGCUGCCACUGUAGGUGUAGCAGGAUCUGGUGCCGGUAUAGGAUCCGUAUUCGGUUCGCUGAUCAUCGGUUAUGCCAGGAAUCCUUCUCUGAAACAGCAACUAUUCUCGUACGCCAUUCUGGGCUUUGCCCUAUCCGAGGCUAUGGGUCUCUUCUGUCUUAUGAUGGCUUUCCUGCUCCUGUUCGCCUUCUAAGCCACAAUAUCUGCAUAAAAAAUUGCUGAUAUAGUUUUAGUGCGUCACUGCCAAGGCAGCGUCGUCUGGCUCAAAGGGAAAGGCGGCGGCUGUCUCUGGUGUGCGGGAUGCCAUGAAAUCAUUAGAGAAGCUCAGAUUUUCGUGGUUCGGUGGGGUUACGACGGCGCGGCAAUGAACAAGAGUUAUAAUUAAGAGCUAUACAUGUAGUUACAUGUCAUCGUUCGCGGAUCGUCCCGGCCCCCUUCCAAAUCUUCAGCUUAUUCAUAAUCAUUUCAUGGCCUACUGUUUCAUGUAGCGUAAAACUCACAUUGUUAUAAAAUAAUGGAUUUCAUUGUAACAAGAACGAAUAAGACAUUGAAGGUUAAAAGAAAAAAAGCGACAGCCUCAUCUGCAUACCUAUGCACGCAUGUAGGUAUUCAUACUCCGUUAUAGUAUCCUACACGAGUACAUUUCUCGAAAAAAUCUUGUUACCUUAAAGAGUUCAUCAUUGUUGUGCCGUCGCGUAUGCACAUUGUUGAGAAAAAUCUUGACGAUAAAAAAGAAACAACCAAAACUGUACAGUGAUACCGAAUAAACAUCUUUGUCGUGAA
This is a messenger RNA of Cataglyphis hispanica, 1266 nucleotides long. It is a transcript of the gene ATPsynC, whose product is annotated as ATP synthase lipid-binding protein, mitochondrial. Gene Ontology annotation, molecular function: proton transmembrane transporter activity. The record is from RefSeq and is a predicted model, not a curated record. NCBI's taxonomy places the organism in Eukaryota, Metazoa, Arthropoda, Insecta, Hymenoptera, Formicidae. The transcript is spliced from 5 exons. Bases 260 to 676 code for a protein of 138 amino acids. Gene Ontology annotation, biological process: proton transmembrane transport; proton motive force-driven ATP synthesis.